Messenger RNA from Mizuhopecten yessoensis (Yesso scallop), 1523 nucleotides. RefSeq lists its product as uncharacterized. Gene Ontology annotation, molecular function: sulfotransferase activity. The record is from RefSeq and is a predicted model, not a curated record. Bases 67 to 1503 code for a protein of 478 amino acids. Lineage: Eukaryota; Metazoa; Mollusca; Bivalvia; Pectinida; Pectinidae. The transcript has 4 exons. Gene Ontology annotation, cellular component: membrane. Gene Ontology annotation, biological process: carbohydrate biosynthetic process.
UUGACAAACAUACCGUAUAUUCCAUGUAUUGAUUUAGUCGAACAUAUACGGAAUUAUCAUUGAAAGAUGAAACGAAGAAGAAAUAUUAUGUUACUUUUAAUAUUAUUUCUCCUUCUGUUUGGUUAUGCUAUCUUACAAUCCAGGAGUAAGAAAAGGGACGUGAAAGAAGCAGAAGCUAUGUUAGAUUUUCAAUAUAUACGGAGGGGCGAAAAGAGAAAUGAUUAUGAAGUAAAUCGACGUCAUUCACACAUUGGGUCUGAAAAAGACAAAACAAGCGUUUUCACUAACAAUCAUAAAGAAAACGUCAUCGCCUCCGGUGUCAAUGUCAAGCAAAACUUUGCUGAAAGAAAAGAGCAAGAGGUCAAGACGAUCACCACCCUUAAAGACAACGACCCUGAUAAACUGUAUAAAGAUAGGAGAGACAGGCUUCUUGAAGUCUGCUCAAGGCAGCAGUUCGAUCUCAAAUCACCUCCAGGGGUCUUGUCACGAAAUAUUAUUGACCGCCGGCAAAAGUUUGCUUACUGUACAAUUCAGAAGACAGCUUCAACGUUCUGGAAAAGAGUGUUUCGGAUCGUCAUCGGGGAGUCUAAGGCAAGUUCACCUUUCGAUCCAUCAGUUUUAGCACUUCAACAUUUUGAUCAUUUGAAGGACAUACCGAUAGACUUGAGGGAGAAUUUCAUGAAGGAAUCACUGACGUUCCUGUUCAUCCGUGACCCGUACAGUCGUCUAUUUUCAGGAUACGUUGACAAGCUUUUUUCACCUAAUUAUGUUUUCUGGAAGGGGUACGGAAAAUUUGGGAUUGAACAAGUCCGCACAAAUCGCAGUAGAAAUGAUCUCACAUGCGGUCAUGAUCUCAGUUUCAGAGAAUUUGUAAAAACAGUUAUUUAUACAGAAAAACACAAUACUCAUAGAGACGGUCAUUUUACAGCACAAUAUGAACAUUGCGAUCCAUGUAAGUAUAAGUAUGACGUCAUCGGUAAACUUGAAACCCUCGCGCAGGAUACGUUUUACCUUUUAAAGAAAAUGGGAAAAUUUACAUUAAUGAAAUCGGUCAUGAACAGAUUUCAUGAAAACACUUUAGAAGAUACUAUUAGAGACCAGGUAGAUAUGUUAUUCAGAUUUAGGUCUUAUUAUCCUCUUUGUAAAGUCACAUUCUUCGAAGCUCAAAAAUUAAUGUGGAAAAAAUUUCAAAUUCGUGGAAUAUUGAGUAAACACUCGAAAUAUCCAGUUACUAAAGAGGAGAGUGAAAGAAUUACAAACAGAGAUUUUACACGUAUGUUGUACUUAGGCAGAGGAGACGCUGUGGAUAGGAAUAUAUCUAAGAAGAACAAGGAAGAAGCUGUGCUUGAGGCAUUUUCAACGGUAGAUAAAGAAGAUAUGGAGUUAUUGAGUGAACUGUUCCGUCCUGACUGCGAACUGUUUGGUUAUGAUUGUAGGCCUGCUAAGUUAUUCAAAAUAAAGGAGGUUAUCAAACCGUGGUAUUUUGAUAGCAACACAGCAUAAAACAUGUUAAAACAAUUUUA